GGAUCUUGUUUUGGAGUUGAAAAACAACGCCUCCAAGUUGUUGCUGGCCGUCAUGGAGAUUCGUGGCGACAGCGAGAACGCGGAAAGGAUCCUGUACAAUAUGAAUCCUCGCCAAAAGUUGGUCGGUGGAGAAGAGGCGGCCAGUCCGAAAGAGGUCGGCCUCAACAUUUACAUUUUGUGCCACCAGUUGGCGCAGCAAAACAAAGAAUUGGCCGCCCUGAUGAAACCGCCGCCAGUUGACGGAGUCAGCGGUGAUUUGGCCCUGCAGUACUACGCCAAUCACACUGCGCAAAUCGAAAUUGUCCGUCAUGACCGGACGAUGGAGCAGAUUGUCUACCCUAUUCCGGAAAUGUGCGAGUAUUUGACCAACUACACGAAAGUGCGCGUCUUCCACACGGCGGAGCGCGACGACCAGGGAUCGAAAGUGGCCGUCUUCUUCGAAGGAGUCGACGACAUAUUUGACGAGAUGAAAUGGCAGAAGAAAUUGCGCGGACAGCCGUUCCUCUUUUGGGUCAGCUCGCACAUGUCCAUCUGGAGUCAAAUCCUCUUCAAUUUGGCCGUCAUUAUCAACUUGAUUGUCGCCUUCUUUUACCCGUUUGACACUGACGGACCGGCUCCUGAUCCUGGCACUCACCUCUCAGUUCUUGUCUGGGCACUAUCUGCCGCUGUGGCCAUCACGUUACCCAAACCGUCGGAUAUUAGGACUCUCGUCAUGACAGUCAUCCUCCGGCUUAUUUGCUCAGCCGGCCCUCAACCCACACUGAUGCUCCUUGGCACCGCCACGGUAGUGUUGAAGGGCGUCCAUUUGCUGAGCAUCAUGGGCAACGCUGGGACAUUCCAGCGGAGCGUCAGUCCUCAGACAAAUCUGCACGGACACGGAGAUCGUCUACCACGUCUUUUACCUCAUCUUUUGCUUCCUCGGACUCAGCACCACCCAUCCGUUCUUCUUCUCCGUCCUUUCGUUUGACGUCGUCUACCGCGAGGAGACGCUGCUCAACGUCAUCCGCUCAGUGACGCGAAACGGCAGGUCCAUCGUUCUCACUGCCGUUUUGGCUCUCAUCCUAGUCUACAUGUUCUCAAUCAUCGGGUACAUUUUCUUCAAGGACGACUUUUUGGUCGAAGUGGAUGGCGACUCUGUGACAGGUGUCGUGCCGGGAUCCUGUUCAUCCGACGAUAUUAGAUGUUCCGGUGGUUCCACUAAUUCGUUCAUGGGCCAAAUCGAAGAAGCAGAGGGCAGUGGUGGUGGUGGUGAGAGUCGAGAAAGAGCCUGCGAUUCCCUCAUCAUAUGCAUCGUCACAACUCUUAACCAAGGCCUGCGUAACGGUGGAUGCAUCGGUGACAUUCUGCGCGCACCAUCCAGCAGGGAGCCAAUGUUUGGAGCUCGAGCGAUUUAAGACAUGCUCUUCUUCUUCGUGGUCAUCAUUAUUGUCCUUAAUCUAAUUUUCGGUGUCAUUAUCGACACGUUCGCCGAUCUGAGGAGCGAGAAGCAACAAAAGGAGGAGAUUUUGAAGAACACGUGUUUCACCUGCGGCCUCGAGUCGCUCCCAGUUCGACAAUAAGGCCGUCAGCUUCGAGGAUCACAUCCACCACGAGCACAACAUGUGGCAUUAUCUUUAUUUUAUCGUCCUCGUACGGGUCAAAGAUCCCACCGAGUUCACUGGACCUGAAAGCUACGUCUACGCC
Messenger RNA from Daphnia pulicaria, 1683 nucleotides. RefSeq names its product inositol 1,4,5-trisphosphate receptor-like. NCBI's taxonomy places the organism in Eukaryota, Metazoa, Arthropoda, Branchiopoda, Diplostraca, Daphniidae. The coding region runs from base 53 to 967 and encodes 304 amino acids. Gene Ontology annotation, biological process: calcium ion transport. The record is from RefSeq and is a predicted model, not a curated record. The transcript is spliced from 4 exons.